AUGUCGAAUAUCAAGUAUAUUUAUUUAAAGAAAAUCCACAAAGUGCCGUUCACUGUUAAUAGUUAUUACAGUCUCGUUGAAACCAUCAAGAUGACUUAUAAAUAGUUGAAGGACAUUUAUCUUUUUGCAAUCAUUAAUUCAUAGAAUGGAGAAGCAGUAUGGGAAAUUAACUCUGAUGUUACCUUUUAAUCAUUGAAAUCAACGAGUCAAUAAUAAGGAUUGUCCUCCAUUAAAAUAUUGGUCACAGAGAACCAGAAUUAUUAAGAAGUCUUAAAGGAUUCAUGGAAUCUGUUAAAUCAAAGCACAGUGGCAACAGAAAAGAAGAGCCAAGAUGCUUCAACCUACUUUUAACCUAGUAAUUAAGAUUAGUGCCAAUAAAGUGCACCCUAGUUGGGAAAUAUAGGAACCUAAGCAAAAGCGUAAUAAAUUGAUAAUGCAUCAAAUACUAAUACUAUUGACUAUCGAAAUAAUUAAUAGCUAAAAGAGCUGAUCGAUGAAAUUAUCGAUUAAAAGUUAAAAGAAUUAGGGUUGAUAAAAAGCAAUGAUGAUAAAAUUGACCCCUCUGAUUAUAAAUUUUCGUUGACCAAAAAAAACACCAAAUACACUGCCAAUAUAGAUUCAGACCUUAAGGUUUCCUUAUGCUUCAAUAAUAAUGGUAAUAAGAAGUGGUUUAAUCCAUAUUUAACAAACACAGGAAUAAGAUUACAUUAGAAAUUUAGCGACUUGGCUCCAGGUGAAUAUACAUAAGUUAUUGUUUCCAUUCCCUACAUCCCAAAUCACUUUUAGGGCAAUCCACAAUAUACAUAUAGAUUCAAAAUCUAUGCUGAAAAUGAGAAAGGAUAAUUGUGUGAGGUAUAUGGUGAGAUUCCAAUCAUAGUAAAGGCUCCAGAAAAUAUCUAAUUGUCACCAGAAGAAUAAAAGAUAUCGAAAUUGUAGAGCAUCUUUCCACAAAUUGGGAAGCAAUAGAUUGUAAAGUUUGUCCAACAGCAGAACUAAGACAAACCUAUUGAUUAAUUGAUUGAAGAAUUCUUGUAGUGAUAUUUAUGGAAUAAUUAAUUAAUUUUGC
Paramecium tetraurelia is the source of this 1066-nucleotide messenger RNA. RefSeq lists its product as uncharacterized. The record is from RefSeq and is a predicted model, not a curated record. The transcript has 4 exons. Lineage: Eukaryota; Ciliophora; Oligohymenophorea; Peniculida; Parameciidae.